Molecule: messenger RNA, 471 nt
Organism: Cuculus canorus (common cuckoo)
Lineage: Eukaryota; Metazoa; Chordata; Aves; Cuculiformes; Cuculidae
Product: pancreatic hormone-like
Exons: 4
Coding region: 59-301 (80 amino acids)
Biological process (GO): neuropeptide signaling pathway; feeding behavior
Cellular component (GO): extracellular region
Molecular function (GO): neuropeptide hormone activity; neuropeptide Y receptor binding
Source: RefSeq, a predicted model, not a curated record
CGGCAGCAGCGUCCCCUCGUCUCGCCGUGUCCCCGUGCCACCACUCGUGGAAGCAGCCAUGGCUCCCCGCUGGCCGUCCCUGCUGCUCCUGGCCUGUGCGUUGGUGCUGCUGGUUGGGCACCGCAGUACUGCCAGCCCUGAGCAGCCCACCUACCCUGGGGACGACGCGCCCGUUGAGGACCUCGUCCGCUUCUACAAUGACCUCCAGCAGUAUCUGAAUGUGGUCACACGGCAGAGGUACGGGAAGCGGUCAGGCAGCCGUGCGCUGGGCGAGGAGCCCUUCGGCACCGUGGGGUGUUGAUCCCCAGGGGUGGCAUUGCAGCCGAGCGGGUGAAGAGGAGCGUGGGCGGCACAACCCCUGCUGCGCCUGCUGCACCCACCACACCUGAAGCACUUGCAGCACCCACAGAACCUGCAGCACCCGCAGCACCUGCAGCUGCUGUCACCCUGGGGCCAGGAUGGCCCCCAAAA